This is a messenger RNA of Pseudomassariella vexata, 1737 nucleotides long. Its product is annotated as putative MFS transporter. The record is from RefSeq and is a predicted model, not a curated record. The transcript has 4 exons. The coding region runs from base 171 to 1697 and encodes 508 amino acids. Lineage: Eukaryota; Fungi; Ascomycota; Sordariomycetes; Amphisphaeriales; Pseudomassariaceae. Gene Ontology annotation, molecular function: transmembrane transporter activity. Gene Ontology annotation, cellular component: membrane. Gene Ontology annotation, biological process: transmembrane transport.
GGAUGGCUUGAUAGUCCCUAGUACGGUCGGGUCUGAUCAUGUUGAUCUGCGGGCCGGCAGAUAAGUCGCAAUGAGUAUAAAAGAGUUGUGUAUCCUCUCUGGGGUGGUUAAGGGCGUCGUUGCGACCAAACACCUUGAACGUCGUCCCCGGACUAACCAAACUGCCCACCAUGGCUCAACCUCAGGAUCGUGUCGCCGACGCACUGCCGUCAAACGACCUGGAGAAGAACAGAUGUGACUCAAAGGCCAGAGAUUCAAUUGAAGCCGCCAAGGACCACAGCAAUGGGCAGAUAAACGCCUUCAAUAUCGACCCCAAGGCAGAGCGGGCGCUCGUAUGGAAGUUCGACUUACGACUACUCCCAGUACUGGCAAUUAUGUACCUAUUCAACAGUUUGGACAAGUCGAACCUCGGAAAUGCCAAGACGGCCGGAUUGGAGAAGACAAUCGGUCUUGUUGGAAACCAGUACAAUACCGUUCUUUCGGUAUUCUUCGUUCCCUACGUUCUUACGGCCCCCUUUCUGGGGUUGUUGGGAAAGAAAUAUGGACCUAGCAAAGUAUUGCCAUGCAUGAUGUUCUGCUUCGGCGUCUGCACUCUGAUGGUCGUGUGCGUGUCCAAUUUCGGAGGCCUGAUGGCCAUCCGAUGGUUCCUCGGCAUGAGCGAAUCCGCCUUCUUCCCCCUCGUCAUCUACUACCAGACUACGUUCUACCGCCGCGGCGAACUCGCCCGUCGCCUCGCCAUUUUCUACGCCGCCUCCAACAUCGCCUCCGCAUUCGGCGGCCUCCUCGCCUUCGGUGUUUUCCAAAUCCACAGCGGCGCCAUCGCCUCCUGGCGGUACCUCUUCGUCAUCGAGGGCGCCUGCACGGUGCUCUUCUCCAUCUUCGCCUUCUUCUACCUGCCUAAGUCGGCGUCGGAGGCAAAUUUCCUCACCGACGACGAGAAGCUGCUUGCAUACCACCGCAUGGCCGUCGACAGCUCCUCCGUCGUCAACGAGAAGCUCGAUAUCAAGGAUUCGUUCAAGAUCUUUAAGCACGGUACUAGCUGGGUUAUUCUGCUUAUUGAGAUUUGUCUGGGUGUGCCGCUGCAGUCUGUGUCACUUUUCUUGCCGCAGAUUGUCGCACGGCUAGGGUAUGGCACUGCGAAGACGAAUUUGUACACUGUUGCACCGAAUGUUACGGGGGCGGUCAUGUUGCUGGCUCUCGCGUUUGCGAGUGAUCACACCCGGCUGCGUUUCCCCUUCGUUGCGCUUGGUUUCUUGUUCACGUUUGUGGGCAUGGUUAUCUACGUCGCCAUCGAUGUGGAGCAACAGCUGCAGGUCGCCUACUUCGCCUCAUUCAUGAUGACCUGGGGCACAUCGGCGCCGUCUGUCUUGCUCGAUGUGCUUUAUAACAACAACAUUGCACACGAAGGACAAAGGGUGGUCUUGACGAGUAUUGGCGUUCCGGUUGCCAACCUGAUGGGUGUUGUGAGUUCCAACAUCUUCCAGAACAAGGACGCCCCCAAGUAUAUUCCUGCGCUGGCCACGACGGCUGCGUUUGGUGGAGCGGGGUGUGUUAUUACAUUGCUUCUGGGAGUUUACAUGAUUGUAGAUAAUAAGAGGAGGGAUGCAAAGCAGGGCGUCAAGGUCAAGGCGGAGGACAUCCCGACAGAAAAGCUCAGGGAUGGGCCAGAUACUCCCGAUUUCCGUUGGUUCUUGUAGGAGAGUAUAUAUGAAUGGUAGCCAACUUAGAAUAUUCUAU